CCAUCCCGCUUACCUCAUUUUGGCGGCUUAUUUUCCGCAUCGUGAGCCGGCUUUGGGAUUUUUUAAAGUUUAAGAAAAUCUUAUCCUGCUGAUCAGUUCUAUUUGCAUUGAUUGUGUCGUUCAAGACCGCGUCUCCUAUCAUCAUGGGUGACAAGGAAGCUGAAACUUUCGACGAUGCUGUCGAAGAGCGUGUUAUCAAUGAAGAAUACAAAAUCUGGAAGAAAAACACGCCGUUUCUCUAUGAUCUCGUCAUGACCCAUGCUCUUGAAUGGCCAUCUUUAACUGCCCAAUGGCUACCAGAUGUUACCAGGCCAGAAGGCAAGGAUUACUCUAUUCACCGCUUAAUAUUGGGCACUCACACUUCCGAUGAACAAAAUCAUUUAUUGAUUGCCAGUGUUCAGCUUCCAAGCGAAGAUGCCCAAUUCGAUGCCUCCCAUUAUGACAAUGAGAAAGGAGAGUUUGGUGGAUUUGGUUCAGUCAGUGGAAAAAUUGAAAUUGAAAUAAAAAUAAAUCAUGAAGGAGAAGUCAACCGUGCAAGAUAUAUGCCCCAGAACCCUUGUGUCAUUGCCACAAAAACUCCAUCCAGCGAUGUUCUUGUUUUUGAUUACACAAAGCAUCCCUCCAAACCUGACCCAAAUGGUGAAUGUCAACCUGAUCUGAGAUUGAGAGGUCACCAAAAAGAAGGUUACGGUCUGUCGUGGAAUCCAAAUCUUAAUGGAUACUUACUCAGUGCUUCAGAUGAUCACACAAUUUGUUUGUGGGAUAUAAAUGCAACUCCCAAAGAUAACCGAAUAAUCGAUGCAAAAACCAUUUUUACCGGUCAUACAGCUGUUGUUGAGGAUGUGGCGUGGCAUUUAUUGCACGAGUCAUUGUUUGGAUCUGUUGCUGAUGAUCAGAAAUUGAUGAUAUGGGACACCAGAUCGAACAACACAAGUAAACCUUCUCACACAGUAGAUGCUCAUACAGCUGAAGUCAAUUGUCUAUCUUUCAACCCGUACUCUGAAUUCAUCCUCGCUACUGGUAGCGCAGAUAAGACUGUUGCACUGUGGGACCUGCGAAAUCUAAAACUAAAACUUCACUCCUUCGAAUCCCACAAAGACGAAAUCUUCCAGGUCCAAUGGUCACCGCAUAAUGAAACAAUCCUUGCAUCCAGUGGCACAGACCGAAGGCUCCAUGUUUGGGACUUAAGUAAAAUUGGUGAAGAACAGUCGGCCGAGGAUGCUGAAGAUGGACCACCUGAACUGUUGUUUAUUCACGGAGGGCACACAGCCAAAAUUUCAGACUUCUCUUGGAAUCCUAAUGAGCCUUGGGUCAUCUGUUCCGUAUCAGAGGAUAAUAUUAUGCAGGUUUGGCAAAUGGCUGAAAAUAUCUACAAUGAUGAAGACCCUGAAACACCUGCCUCAGAGCUUGAAGCUGGCACUUCUUAAACAAUUAAAUUUUCUUUUACUGUUCUUAAUGACCUCGUUAUUUUCAUGUAUCCUUAGGAGAUUUAUCCAUUCCUUAUUUUUCAACCUUUUUUUUUACAAAUACAUAUUGCUCCACUUUAAAGCAACCCCUAAAAAAAUGUGUCCCCUGUCAUCCUGAAUUUUUAAAUCAUUCAACUAGUGUUAAACUGUGUUAAGUCCUAAUUUCGAAUGUGUUUUAUAUCUUUCCUACAAAAUAUACUUCAUUAGUUAUUUUGUCA
Bemisia tabaci is the source of this 1684-nucleotide messenger RNA. It is a transcript of the gene Caf1-55, whose product is annotated as chromatin assembly factor 1 p55 subunit. Lineage: Eukaryota; Metazoa; Arthropoda; Insecta; Hemiptera; Aleyrodidae. The record is from RefSeq and is a predicted model, not a curated record. Gene Ontology annotation, molecular function: protein binding.